AACCUCUCGCCCAUUGCAGCCACCGGACAUCAUCGACCCGCUGGACUCUUAGCUGUCUAACGCUUUUGCGCAGUCCCGUCACCCAGGCGAUGCUAUGAGCACCCCACGCCCACUGGCAGGCCGCCUGGUGCCGCUCCGCACAAAGGACGAAGUGCGCGCCAGCCUCGAAAUCACCGACGUCUUCGUGGUCGAGGUGCCGGCCAAACACGCCAAUGUUAUCAAGGAUGCCGUGCAAGCAGCGUUGCCCAGCUUCAGGACGUCCGAGAUCUCGCACUUGCGCCGCGUCGUGCAGUUCAAGUUUCUGCCGCCGCAUCUGCAGAAGCAGUUCUAUCCGCCUAUGAGGCUCCCGAGAGUGCGAUAUUUUCUGCUGUGCCCCACGCACUACAUGUCGCGUGCCGACUUGGUGGGUGUCAUACGCACAUGUCCGCCCUUCGAAGGCAAGGCAGCGCUCCCGCGCAUCUUCAACGUGACAGUGCCGGCCCUGGCGCCCAUCUCUGGCGAACAGGCGACGGAAUGGAGCGACCGCUACUGGCCCAUCUCGUACAAGAACACCAAUCCCUACGGUCCGCAUCCCAGCCUUGUUCAGCGCAACCAGGACGAGAUCCAGGCCGAGGCCGGCAACUGGCUUGCCCUGGCGAAAAGCGCCGGCCAGCAGAUUUCGGAGGCCUGCCUGGGUGAAAGCAUUGGCGUUGUCGUUGUCGACUGUACUACGGGUAAGCCCGAGGUCAUUGCCGUUGCAGGCGACUGCCGCUGGCGAUCGGCCAGUGGCACCCCGGAGCCCCAGACGGGCACGGGCAAUGUCAUGGCUCACGCAGUCCCUCGCGUCAUCGCCAUGGUUGCAAAGAAGCGACUCCGCGUUGCCGGUACCGACCCCACGUAUCUCGACCGCCCUCUCUUCUGCGAUAACCCCCUCACUCCAAUCGAGCAGAGCUACUUUGACAAGGACAACAUCUCUUCCAGCGGCUAUCUCUGUGUGGACCUUGACAUCUACCUCACCAACGAGCCUUGCGUCAUGUGCUCCAUGGCCAUUCUGCACUCGAGGUUCCGCCGGUGCAUCUUCGCCAAGCGCAUGCCACACACUGGAGGUAUGACAUCGGAUGGCCCCGACCAUGUCAUGUCAACCGCCGGAGGACUGAGGAACGGCCUGUUCUGGCGCCCCAACGAGCUCAACUGGAAGUUUCUGGCCUGGGAAUUCAAGGAGGACAACAAGGCAGCCGAUGGCGCGACUGGUCUCAAGAAUACCCUGCACGCUUAGGAUGGGGCAUCUGCAUUAAAUUUCAUUGGAUAAGCAGCACUG
Molecule: messenger RNA, 1297 nt
Organism: Exserohilum turcica Et28A
Lineage: Eukaryota; Fungi; Ascomycota; Dothideomycetes; Pleosporales; Pleosporaceae
Exons: 3
Coding region: 95-1255 (386 amino acids)
Cellular component (GO): nucleus; cytoplasm
Molecular function (GO): tRNA-specific adenosine-34 deaminase activity
Source: RefSeq, a predicted model, not a curated record